GAGAAGUGAAAUAGUUUGACGUUGGGGAAGAAAUCCCGCGCAUCUCUAUGUCUGAGUUGUAACGAAAGGAAAUGGCUACUGGUCCAUCGAGACGUCGUUCUAAUCCGGCCAAAGGUGAACUGGGUGACGAUCAAGUGAAUAGUAUUUACGAAGCAUUUGCGGUGUUUGAUGUGGAGAAGACUGGAAAAAUUGCAUCCCAGAAUCUUAAGCUAGCAAUGAGGGCACUUGGUUUCGAACCCCGAAGAGAGGAGAUAAAAAAGAUCAUUAGUGACUGUGUGAAAGAUGAAUCUGACUCCAUCACGCUAGAGCAGUUUGUAAGCCUCAUGUCAGAAAAAAUUGCAGACAAAGGAGCCAAAGAAGAGAUCUUUAAAGCCUUUUGCUUAUUUGAUGAUGACAAUACUGGAAAGAUUACCUUCAAGAACUUGAAGCGUGUAGCAGAAGAGCUUGGUGAAAAUCUCAGUGAGGAGGAACUCAGAGAAAUGAUCCAGGAAGCUGACCAAGAUAAGGAUGGAGAAGUGAACCAGGAUGAAUUUUUGAGAAUAAUGAAGAAAACUUGCCUCUAUUGAUAAUUGUUUCCAUACAUAAUCCAGAAUGCCAAAUGUUGCUUACAAUCAAUGUGUGCUGUUCUCACAAUGAAACAAUCAUCUUACUAUUUUUUGGAACUUUGUGUACUGGUUUGAAAUGCAUGCAAAAUAGUGUUGGAUGCAGAACAGUGUUGCAAAUUGUGGAAAACGAUGAUAAUUUUCUUUCAUAAAACCGCGUUUAUUGUAACAAGUUUCUUUUUCUUUCCUUUUUUUUUUAACUACAUAAACCCGAUUAUAUACCAUCUCUAAAAAUCUAACUGAAUAAAUUCGAGAAAAUUAUAGUUUCGGCUACGACUACGUUGACGGAAGGGGAGGUGAGCAAGUACGUGUUACACGACGAAUAUACCGUGACAAUAGCGACAAUCACUCGAAACGACAUGUUAGUUUUCCCAGUGAUCAACGAUACCAUUGCACACUAAAGAUAAGACAGACUGGUAAUAUUGAAGGGCCUUUAAGGGGAACCUAAGAAUAACAAUAAUUUUUUUUUUUGUUUUAAAGUUCCAUUCCCGAAACGACUAUACAAUUCAAAAGCGGACUAUCAUAUGAUGGGUAUCGACGCCAAGAGGUUCCAUAUAUAGGUAACAAAUUUGUACUUGGAGUUCAGUUUCACAACAGAAAAUCACCAUCAAUCAAGAAAAAAAAAAAAUUAAGACCCUUAUUUUAUAAUUUGAAAAGGGUAAUAAGUGAACCUCUGAAAA
Messenger RNA from Daphnia carinata, 1282 nucleotides. RefSeq lists its product as uncharacterized. The coding region runs from base 72 to 566 and encodes 164 amino acids. Gene Ontology annotation, biological process: mitotic cell cycle; centriole replication. The transcript is spliced from 3 exons. Gene Ontology annotation, molecular function: calcium ion binding. Gene Ontology annotation, cellular component: centriole; centrosome. The record is from RefSeq and is a predicted model, not a curated record. Lineage: Eukaryota; Metazoa; Arthropoda; Branchiopoda; Diplostraca; Daphniidae.